AUUUCCGCUAAUCCUACGGUGGACUACAUAUCCCAGAGAGCCGAGGGCCUAGGACGCGUGUCCACUCCACUCAUCCACUAGCAGAAGACCUUACUAAGCCUGGUCACCGCUCAGGCCAAUCCUUUGCCUCUCACCUUGCCUGGAACCUACUACGGAUUCGUCCCCAAAGUGAUGCUCAAGUGGCAAGUUUGUCAUUGCCUGGAGAAAGAGGAGCGAGGCUGCGGUUCUUACCCGAUUCACCAGAACCGGUGGCCUUCUUCUCCAGGAUAUGCCAGCGCUCGGGUUGUGACAUUCUCGGGCACAGCGGAGACCCGCGCAACGGCCCCGCACUUCAAGCGACACUUUAGGGACCUUAGUUGCAGACAGGGCUGGUCACCGUGCCCCUGCGUACCCAGGCUAGCUGUGUCCACUUAGCACGAUUGCAUUUAUCCGUGGAUCUUCUAAGACUCGGUCUUGUAAAUGUUCAGCAUUUUGCUGCUUUCCCUCCUUUUUCUGGGGACUGCGCCAGCACUUGCCCAGACCAGCGGAGAGAGGAGGCUGAGCCCAGAGAAGAGUGAAAUAUGGGGACCCGGGCUAAAAGCAGACGUGGUCCUUCCUGCCCGCUAUUUCUACAUUCGGGCGGUGGAUGCCUCAGGGGAACCGUUCACAUCGUCUCCAGGUGAAAAGGCGUUCCAGGUUAAAAUCUCAGCACCCGACGAGCAGUUCACGAGAGUUGGUGUCCAGGUUUUAGAUCGAAAGGAUGGCUCCUUCAUAGUGAGAUACAGAAUGUAUGCAAGCUACGGCAGCCUGAAGAUAGAGGUCAAACACCUGGGUCAACAUGUGGCCAAGUCUCCUUACCUUUUAAGAGGACCGGUUUACCAUGAGAACUGUGACUGCCCUUUGGAAGACAGUGCAGCCUGGCUACAGGAGAUGAGCUGUCCAGAAACCAUCAGUCAGAUUCAGAAAGAUCUGUCACAUUUCCCUACUGUGGAUCCUGAAAAGAUUGCAGCAGAAAUCCCAAGACGAUUUGGACAGAGGCAGAGCCUGUGUCACUAUACCUUAAAGGACAAUAAGAUUUAUGUCAAGACUCAUGGUGAGCAUGUUGGGUUUAGGAUUUUCAUGGAUGCCAUACUACUUUCAUUGACUAGAAAGGUGAGGAUGCCAGAUGUGGAGUUUUUUGUUAAUUUGGGAGACUGGCCUUUGGAAAAGAAGAAAUCUAAUUCCAACAUCCAGCCGAUCUUUUCCUGGUGUGGCUCCACAGAUUCCAGGGAUAUUGUGAUGCCCACGUACGACCUGACUGACUCUGUUCUAGAAACCAUGGGCCGAGUAAGUCUGGAUAUGAUGUCAGUGCAAGCUAACACAGGGCCUCCCUGGGAAAGUAAGAACUCCACAGCUGUCUGGAGGGGCCGUGACAGCCGCAAAGAGAGACUAGAGCUGGUGAAGCUUAGCAGAAAACAUCCAGAGCUCAUCGACGCUGCUUUCACCAACUUCUUCUUCUUUAAACACGAUGAGAGCCUGUAUGGGCCCAUUGUGAAACACAUUUCGUUUUUUGAUUUCUUCAAGCACAAGUAUCAGAUAAAUAUUGAUGGCACUGUGGCAGCAUACCGCCUGCCCUAUCUGCUGGUGGGCGACAGUGUGGUCCUGAAGCAGGACUCCAUCUACUAUGAACAUUUCUACAAUGAGCUACAGCCCUGGAAACACUACAUCCCAGUCAAAAGCAAUCUGAGCGACCUGCUGGAAAAGCUCAAGUGGGCAAAAGAUCACGAUGCAGAGGCAAAGAAGAUAGCAAAAGCAGGGCAAGAAUUUGCAAGAAAUAAUCUGAUGGGUGAUGAUAUAUUCUGUUAUUACUUCAAACUUUUCCAGGGUUAUGCCAAUUUACAAGUGAGUGAGCCUCAAAUUCGAGAGGGUAUGAAGAAGGUAGAGCCACAAUCUGAGGAUGACCUCUUUCCUUGCACAUGCCACAGGAGAAAGACCAAAGAUGAACUCUGAUACGCAAAAUAUCCCUAUUCAAAUGAUGGUGCUCUGAAGAUACUUCAUAACUGUAAAGAUUAUUUUUAAGUAUUAGUUUUACAAUGUAAAAUCUACUGGUGAGUGUUCGCUUUCUCAGAGUAUUUCUUCUUAUGCAGUAUUCCAUGACUGUCUUUUACGGCACAUUUUUAAAUUUUUUUUAAUAAAACCGCCUUUAUUUUAAAGGUCUAUUUUGUACCAAUUAUUUUCUAUGUACGAGUAGAAAAAGGAGAGUCUGAGUCCUUGAUUCUGGCAUUCUGCCGACUCCUUGCUCUGACUCAAACAGACCUCCAAAAACGAAACCCAGCCGGCUGUGGUGGUUCUUGCCUGUAAUUCAGCCCUCCGGAGGUUGAGACAAGAAGAUUGCCAUGAGUUCAAGGCCAGUCUGAGUUACACAGUAAGCUGGAAGACAGCAAGACUCUGUCUUAAAAUAGAGAUAACUUUCUCUCCUUUGAGCUGUUUUUUAUUUGAGAAUGACUCUUCACUCAGUCACAGCCAAGCCUCACUCUGAUAAAACAUUGCAAGAGCUGCCUUUAUCUGGCUUCUGCCUCCGUUGUUAGGCAAAUCUGUUACCGUUUGUUAUCGUGAACCCUACCGCCGUCAGCCCCGUGCCUGUUUUCUUCCUGCCCUGGCGUUUGUUUCUCCCUUUCUGUGGGAGCCAGGAUCCACACUCCUGUCCAGCCCGUACCAGGAAUGCGGGGCCUCUGACUGUUUAUGUCGUGGAGUCAGCAUACUUUGCGGUAGUUUGGGUAGACCCUCCCUUAUUCCCCAGACCUUAAGCAUCUUGCCUACAAAGACUUUUUAUGGUCUAACAGGCUCGCCUGAACAUGGAAGGGACCACAGAUUGUAAAUGGGUAAAUAAAUGACAACUACCUUGAAAAUGCAAUUAAGGAAUUAGGUGGGGGGCCAGGCGUGCUGGUACGUGCCUUUAGUCCCACUACUCAAGUUUCUCCUCCAAUUAUAUGUAAGUUCCACACACAUUGUAACAGUCGAUCUGCGUUUCUUCAAGUUCACUGAUUUGAAUGUUAAUCUCAUUGAAAAAUAUUCUGGCAGAAAUAUUCAAAUUGUUUGACCUUAUCUGGGGAAUGGCCCAACCAAGUUAACCAUCACUAAUGGGAAUUCAUACAGUGAAUAUAUAUUGAGUACCUAAUAUGCAUACAUAUAUUAUACGAAGUUCGAACAAUAGGAAUAGUUACUGUCUGUUCUGGAAAAAGAAUAGACACUUGAAAUCAAGAAAAUAAAAGUAUGGGUUGUGGCUAAAAAUGUCAUCAUUGGGGUGGGAGAUAGUGCCUACUUAUCACUAAUAUGAGUGUGUAAAUCAGAGGUUGACUGUUGGCAUAGUUUAUGAUAAGCUACUGUUAAAAUAGUAAAAACUUCUAAGCCAUGCAUGUUGGCCACACGCCUUACUCCCAGCACUCGGGGAAACAGAAGCAGGUAGAUCUCUGUGGGUUCUAGGACAGCCUGAUUUACAGAGCAAAUUCCAAGACAGCCAAGGCUACACAAAGAAACCCUGUCUUGAAAAACCAACCAAACAAACAAAAAAACCAAAAUAUUAAAAACUUCUGAUACUAAUUUAUAAAAGCAAAUCGUUAAGAAGACCUUUAAAUAGCUGUAUUUUUUUGGAUAUCUAUUGGAACUGUUCAUAUUUUAUUUUUCUGGUUUUGUUGCAUUCAUUUAUAGUGAAUUACACUAACAGCAUUUCAUCUUAAAGUGAAAAGCCAUGAUCAUUCUAUAUUAUUUAUUUGGUUAUUGCUGAGUUGAUUUAGACAUUCUUUUUUUUAACUUCUUAAGAAUUUUAUACAAUGUGGCCAUUUGAUAAUUUAUGUUUAAUUUUCUUUCUUUUUUUGGUUUUUGUUUUGGGGUGUUUGUUUUGUUGUUGUUUAGUUUGGUUUGAUUUUUCGAGACAGGGUUUCUCUGUAUAGCCCUGGCUGACCUGGAACUCACUCUGGAGACCAGGCUGUCCUUGAACUCACAGAGACCCAUCUGCCUUGCCUUCCCCUCCCACUCCUUCCCACCUCAGUGCUGAGAUUAAAGGCAUAUUCCACCACUGCCAUGCCAUUUCUUUGUUUUUUUAAGACAUGAUCUUACUAGGUAAUCAUGCUUUGGUUGGCCUGGACCUCUCUAUGUAGAGCAGGCUGGCUUGAAACUCAUAGAGUUCCACCUGCCUCUGUCUCCUAAGUGCUGGGAUUAAAGGAGUGGGCCACCAUACCUGGUCUUGAUUUAGGACUUUUUAAACUACAAUCCACAGGCCGAAUCUGACCUACCACCCAUGUUUGUACAGCCUCUAAACUAAAAAUAAUUUUAACAUCUUAAGUGGUUGAAAUCAUAAAAAGAAAAAUUCCAGUGCAUGUAGAACUCAAAUUUUGGCUCGUAAAUAAAGGUUUUAUAUUAUUUUUCUCUUACAUCUGUGGAAAAAAAACAACUAUCACAUAUUUAGUCAUCUAAAAUAAUAUAGUUGUGUUGUUGCAAUUCUGGAAGUCACAGUCUGAACUCAGUUUCCCUUGGUUGCUUAACUAAUGUUAAGGACAUUAAGCAGGGUUGACUCCUUCUGAUGAAAAGGGGGGCCAUAUUCUUGCCUGUUUCUCUUUCUUCUUUCUUUCUUUUCUUUCUUUCCUUAUGCUACAUUCCUAACAUUUCUUGCCUUGAGAACCCUCUCUCCAUCUUCCUAGCCUACAGCCUAAUGUCUGAAAGUCAGCCUUUGCUUCUCUCACCACAGCACCGCUGUUUCUUAACAUUGCAAUAAUAUGAUUCACAAUAAGCCAAGUGUCCAUGCCCAGUAACAGAUACAGAAAUUGUUUACUAGGACUCAGUGAUAGAGAUGGGUUGAUAAGAAGAGGCAGAAUACGCUUGCACAUAACAGAGUAGUGCAAGAUAACAGAUGAGAGAUCUCAUUCUACGACUCCAUUUAUAUGAACUGUCCAGAAAAGGUAAAUCUAUAGACACAAACCAAGUUAGUGGUUAUCUGGUAUUAAAGGUAGGAAAGGGGAAUGACAAGUUUCUUUUAGAAGUUAUGAAAUGUCCUUAGAAUUUGAUGGUUGUACAGUUACUGGAGAUCACCAGAAUGUGUACUUUAAUUGAAACUUAAGUCAUGCAAAUAAAGUAAAUAAAACAUAGCUAGAAAAUAGCAGACAUGAGAAAGCAAUAUAGCUUAGUGAUAGAAUGUCUGCAUGGACAAAAAGCCUUGGGUCCCAGACACCCGUUAAGGGACAACUGACUCCAUUUUUUCUUUUUAGUUAAACAAUGUUAGACUUUGAUCAUGUCCUUGGAUAGAGGUCACCUUGGUUUCUUUUUUCUUUCUUUUCUUUUUUUAACUUGUUCUGCCUCAAUAAUCUCGUGAAUUAAAUGUUGUAAAUUGUUAUUGUUUCCGUUGUUCAAAGAGUUGACUGACCAUAAAAUGCUUCAUGGUAUGUUAUCUGUCUACCUAUAACAUGAUCAUAAAAAUAACUCCAAAAUUCUG
Molecule: messenger RNA, 5443 nt
Organism: Meriones unguiculatus (Mongolian gerbil)
Lineage: Eukaryota; Metazoa; Chordata; Mammalia; Rodentia; Muridae
Gene: Poglut2
Product: protein O-glucosyltransferase 2
Exons: 10
Coding region: 460-1968 (502 amino acids)
Cellular component (GO): endomembrane system
Molecular function (GO): glucosyltransferase activity; protein binding
Source: RefSeq, a predicted model, not a curated record